This is a messenger RNA of Papaver somniferum (opium poppy), 2323 nucleotides long. Its product is annotated as protein DETOXIFICATION 33-like. Gene Ontology annotation, biological process: xenobiotic detoxification by transmembrane export across the plasma membrane. The coding region runs from base 285 to 1769 and encodes 494 amino acids. Gene Ontology annotation, molecular function: xenobiotic transmembrane transporter activity; antiporter activity. Gene Ontology annotation, cellular component: membrane. The transcript has 8 exons. The record is from RefSeq and is a predicted model, not a curated record. Lineage: Eukaryota; Viridiplantae; Streptophyta; Magnoliopsida; Ranunculales; Papaveraceae.
CGCAAUUUAACCCAUUUGGAUAAGUUAACAAAUGUUGUUUGUUUAAAACCACGUUUUGGAAAUCUUCAACAAAUGUUGUUACCGGAAAAGAUAUUUUGGGGGCACCGACAAGAAAUCCCCACGUUUCUGUAGAAGUAGCGGCAGUAGGAAAACGUAAUUUAAAACCACAGUCAGAGAGAAGAAAUGAAGACAUUCGUUGCUCUGCUCUGUUCAUCGGCGAAGGUGGGUCUAUAAAAACAUAUAAACCUCAAUAUCUGAGUAGCCUUGAUAGAUAGAUUUUUACAAUGGAUAAUAUAAACUCAAAUCAUUCAACUCCUCUCUUAAAAAAUAUAGAUAUAGAUGAAAAUUCACCAGUAACGUUCUUCGGAAAAUUAUGGGAAGAAAAUAAAAUGGUAUGGUACAUAGCUGGACCAUCCAUUUUAACUUCAAUCUUUCAACUCUCUCUCGGUUUCGUUACUCAAACUUUGGCUGGUCAUAUUGGUACUCUUGAACUUGCUGCUGUUGGUCUUCAAAACUUAGUCAUCUCCGGUUUAAUCUUUGGAAUCAUGAUGGGGAUGGGAAGUGCCUUGGAGACGUUAUGUGGACAAGCUUAUGGAGCAGGAAAAAUGAAAAUGUUAGGGAUUUACUUGCAAAGAUCAUGGGUGAUUUUACUUGGAGCAGCAGUACUACUGACCUUGAUCCCUAUAUUUGCAAAACCAUUAUUACUAUUGCUUGGUCAAAAUAGAGAUAUUGCGGAAUUGGCUGGUACAUAUUCAAUAUGGAUGAUACCAGAAUCGUACAUGUAUGCAUUGAAUUUUCCGAUGCAAAGGUUUUUACAAGCUCAAAGUAAAGUAAGGGCGUUGGCAUGGAUUUCAUUUGGGGUAAUGGUAUUUCAUAUACCAUUGAGUUGGUUUUGUAUCAUGAAAUGGGGUUUAGCCGGAGCAGCUGGCUCUUUAAAUCUUUCAUGGGUUCUAGUUGUGAUUCUUCAAUACGCUUAUAUUUCCUCCCCAAGUUGCAAGGAUUCUUGGACUGGGUUUUCAUGGUUAGCUUUUUCUGAUUUGCUUGGAUUCCUUUGGUUGUCUCUGGCUUCAUCUGUCAUGCUCUGCUUGGAGUACUGGAAUUAUAUGGUUUUGAUUAUAUUUGCUGGAUUACUUAAAAAUGCUGAAGUAAAAGUAGAUGCUACCUCCAUUUGUAUGAAUAUUCAAGCAUUGAUAUUUAUGGUGCCGCUGGGCUUUAUUGCUGCCGUCAGUGUAAGGGUCUCGAAUGAACUGGGAGCAGGAAAUGCAGCAGCUGCUAAAUUCUCUGUCUGGGUCACAGUCUCAAUUGCGCUAGUCACGCAGACUGCUUUUAGUCUCCUAUUUUAUAUCACAAGAAACAGCUAUCCGAAACUAUUUACAGAUGACAAGGCUGUUCUGCAAGAAGUCAGUAUGUUAACUGUGUUAUUAUGUACCUCAAUCUUCUUUAGCAGCAUCCAACCCGUUUUAUCAGGUAUGGCCGUUGGAGCUGGUUGGCAAGGUUCUGUGGCCUAUGUAAACGUCGUAUCCUACUAUCUCAUCGGGUUGCCCAUCGCUAUCUUUAUGGGAUUCAAAUUAGAUUGGGGUUUAAAGGGAAUUUGGGGUGGCGUACAAGUUGGGGUUGGUCUUCAGACAAUCAUUCUCUUAAUAAUGGCUUGGCGUACGGACUGGGACAAAGAGAUUGAAUUAUCGAAAGAGAGAAUUUCCGAUGCCGUGGGUUCAAAUGAGUCUGCAGAUGUCAGUGGUAAAUUCAUUGGGAAUUCUUUAUGGAUCUAAAAAAAUCUAAAAAAGAUGAGAAGACGCGAGUAAAUAAUUUUGAGCUACUCUAUGCUUCUUCAUUAUUUUUAUUUUUCAAUUUAAUUAUCAAGUUUUACCGAUCAAAAUAGCAUUUAAAUUAUAUUCUAUGAUAACAACAUAUAAGUUCUUCGUUAAUAUAUGGAGUAUGUUACUUUUCGGUUGUAUGUAAAUAUUUUGAUGAAAUUGUCGACAGCGUCAAGAUUCUCAUGUUCAACUAGUCGGUGGGUUCGGAUUUAUUAUUCUUUUGAUCUCUAAAAAAUUUGGUGCUGGCAAGUUUCGAAUUUGAUACUACAAUGACACCGGUGGGUUCGGAUUUAUUUGAAGGUUUCUCAUUUAGUUUAGUUUUAAGCAAUUGGAAUGUUGUCCUCGAGUCUAUGUAAUUUUCGCUCUACUAUAAUUGAGCCAUGCACUUGCUUUUUCUACAGCUGCGUCACCUCCUUAAUGGUAUAGCUGUUUUUUAAUCUACUUUCUCUUUUUGAGUCAAAAGAAAAAAAACAAUAUUACUUCUCGGUUCUUGGAUUUGUUGCCCACAA